AUGGCCAUGCACUCCGCCUCCGUCGUCCCCAGCUUCUACAGCUUCUUCUUCAAGAACCUCGAUCCGCUCAUCGCGCUCUGGGGCGUCUACCUCAACUUUGUGGACCCGGACGCCGCUGUCAAGGCAUCCGCGCCGGCCUCUGCGUACGACCCGCGCCAGGUCUUCCUCUUCCACCAGGCGGGCGGCCUCGCGCUAGCCGUCGCCGUCGUGUCGGCCAUCCUGCCCCGUUAUUCCCAGGAUCUGGGCGUGUGGCGCAUCGUACAGUUUGCCCUGCUCCUCUCGGACGUGGCGGGCCUGAGCGGCAUCUACCACUCGCUGGCCAAUCAAGGCCGCCUUGGUCCGGCCGCCUGGACCUCUGACGACAAGGGCCUCGCGGGUAGCUACCUUUUGCUCACCGUCGUCCGAGCGCUGUUUCUUCUGGGCGUCGGCUUUGGGAAACCAGUAGCGGGAAAGAAUCCUCAACAAGCUAACAAGGAUCGAAGGACCCAUGAGGAGAGCCUGCAGACUUGGCUCGUGUUUGACGGAUUGGAUACAUUCGCAACGGUAAAAUUUUGUGAUGAAAUCAUUGGCAGCACCAACAAUCAAUUCCGCCAAUGGAAAUUUGACAUUACAUCAGACCUGGCAGGUUGUAAAGGCGAACCCAUCCUGAGCAUCAACUUUGGAAGUGCGCCCCAUAUUGCCAACGCAAAAAAUGCCAGCGAGCCACAGCCAUGGUCAAAGGAUCUCGUGGCAGCAUGGACCUUUGAGGUCCCCAAUAGAAACUUCGUGAGAAAGCAGCAGUCUGACUUUGGAUGGGAUUGGAGUCCUGCAUUCACUCCUGCAGGGCCAUGGAAAAGUGGCCGAAUUGUCCAGAUUCGGAAUGAAGAUAAUGUACAUGCGGUGAACACUGUCAUUGACGUUUAUCGCCAAGGCCAGACCAAUAAUUUUGCUCCGCAUCAAAACAAGCCCUGGGUGGUCAACGCGAGCAUCGACUACAUUGGGAACCUGCCAAACGAUGCUUACAUUGACGCCACCAUUGGCAGUGCUUCAAACGACUCCUCUGUUAUCUUUCGCGGAAGACUGUUGAACAUUGAGAGGUCGCAAGAUACCCUCAGCGGCAGCAUCGAAAUUGACAGCUCAACACCGAAGCUGUGGUGGCCAAAUGGCAUGGGCGAUCAAUGCCUGUACACGAUCCAGCUCGAGGUACGGAGCAAAAACAGUUCCGCAGCAUUAGUGACUUCCACUCGUCGGUUUGGAUUUAGAACCAUUCUUCUCAGCACCGGAGCCACGAGCGCCGACGAGAUUGCGGAUGGAAAGCAGCCCGGAAACGACUGGCAUUUCGAGAUGAAUGGACAUCAAUUCUAUGUCAAAGGGGCUAGUAUCGUACCACCGGAUGUGUUCUGGCCGCGAACAGACAUCAAACAGAUGAGCGAUAUGUUUGACGCCAUUCAGCACCAAAACUUCAACAUGCUUCGGGUCUGGUCAUCGGGCUCCUACCUCCCCGAUUUCAUCUAUGACAUUGCUGAUGAGCGUGGCAUAUUGUUAUGGAGUGAAUUUCAGUUUGGAGAUGCGCUGUAUCCAGACGACGAGCAGUUCAUCGACAACGUGCGGAGAGAGGCGACCGAGAAUGUUCGUCGUGUGAACCAUCAUCCAUCAUUGGCAUGCUGGGCCGGUGGCAACGAGAUUGAGAAUGUCGUGCUCCCAAUCUCAGGCAUCGCCGACAAAGACAAUUUUUUGCUCUACGUGGGUCAAUAUGAGCAUCUCUACAUCGAUACUCUCUUCCGAGUCGUGGCGGCCAAUACCCGAUCAAUUUCCUACACCCCUUCGAGCGGCAACAACGGAUGGACAAGAAUCGACAUGAGUUUACCGGUCCCCAUGGUCCAAGUAUACGAAAACAAGACAAAGGACUAUAUUUAUGGAGACACGGAACAUUACAAUUACUCGGCCGUUUCUGCCUUUGACGAAGACUCCUACCCAGUCGGCCGUUUCGCAGCCGAGUUUGGUUUCCACAGCAUGCCUAGCUUGGAAACGUGGAGAGACGCUAUUGAUGAAGAGGAUUUACACUUUAAUUCGUCCGUCAUUCUGUCUAGGAACCAUCACUAUCCGCCUGGUGGUCUGGUUGCGGAUGUGUCCAAGAGCCUCAAGGGCGUGGCAGAAAUGACGGCCGCUGUGCAGCUGUAUUACCCCUUGCCGAACAAGACGGACCCAGUUGCCAACUUCAGCGCGUGGUGCCACGCGACGCAGCUGUUCCAGGCCGACUUCUACCAAAGCCAGAUCCAGUUCUACCGGCGCGGAAGCGGAGGCAAGGAGCGGCAGCGAGGCACCCUGUUUUGGCAGCUGAAUGACGUUUGGCAGGCACCGACGUGGGCGGCGCUCGAGUACGGAGGGCGCUGGAAAGUGCUUCCGUACUACAUCCGGCGCGGCUACCAAAAUGUGGUCGUUUCGACUUCCUGGGACAGCGCGUCAAAGAAGCUCCAAGUAUGGGUUGCUUCCGAUUUGUGGCACGCCGUCGCCGGGGAAGUCACCAUGACGUGGAUCGAUCUGCAAGGCAGGCCGCUGAAGGGCAAUCUGGGCUUUCCAAAAACUCUCAAUUUUACUGUUGAUGCUAUUAGCAGUACCAAAGUGUACCAUGCUACUUUGCGAGGGUGCGGUUUUGGUGACCUUGGCAAUGCGUUGCUUUUAUUGACGGUUGAGGCCCAUGGGACGCUACCAAAUGCGCGUCUUGUCCGUAACCUCACACACGAGGUUUCGUUUCUUCCAGGCUCUCCAAAAGGAGCAAAUAUAACAGACCCUGGCCUGCACCUCACGUACGAUGAGGCUACGAGCAAAUUUACCGUGGAGGCGACCAAGAGUGUGUCACUGUACACCUGGCUUACACACCCUGCCGAUAUGGUGGGAUUCUUUGACGAUAAUGCGUUUGUACUGUUACCGGGACAGAAGAGGGAAAUUGGAUUCACGCUGCAACAAGAUCAGACGAAUGGCAGCUGGGUGCACAAUGUCACAGUAAACAGCUUGUGGGAUCUCAACCACGAGUAG
Cordyceps militaris CM01 is the source of this 3015-nucleotide messenger RNA. RefSeq names its product beta-mannosidase mndA. Gene Ontology annotation, molecular function: beta-mannosidase activity. The record is from RefSeq and is a predicted model, not a curated record. Gene Ontology annotation, biological process: glycoprotein catabolic process; carbohydrate metabolic process. Lineage: Eukaryota; Fungi; Ascomycota; Sordariomycetes; Hypocreales; Cordycipitaceae. The transcript is spliced from 3 exons. Bases 1 to 3015 code for a protein of 1004 amino acids.